Messenger RNA from Nematocida minor, 957 nucleotides. Its product is annotated as meiotic recombination protein SPO11. NCBI's taxonomy places the organism in Eukaryota, Fungi, Microsporidia. Bases 1 to 957 code for a protein of 318 amino acids. The record is from RefSeq and is a predicted model, not a curated record. The transcript has a single exon. Gene Ontology annotation, molecular function: DNA binding; DNA topoisomerase type II (double strand cut, ATP-hydrolyzing) activity. Gene Ontology annotation, cellular component: chromosome.
AUGGAAAACAAUUAUCCAAUCAGCAUCUCUGAGAUAGCCAGGACUCUCAAAGACAGAGAGGCUUUCCUUCUCAAGUACAGCAAGUGUCUAUACGCCCGUGUGAUAUAUGAAGACAUCUUGACUCUCCUGCAUGAAAUACUCGUUAAAAAGGUUUCUGUCGGCUGUGCCGUUAAAAUACUGAAUGUUUACUACGUAGUUCUCCACGAGCCCAAACAAAUCACAGUGCGUGAGAUGUUCUACAGAUGCAAAAAGAUAUUCUCUCAUCAAAAGCAUCUAGUGGCAACAAUACAGAAUGUAUACGCCCGGCUAAAAACAGAGCUAAACAUAGUCGCAUCGUACAAAGGCCUCGUCCAUGGAGAGUGCGCAAUAAAAAGAGAAAAGACAAAAAUAGUUCUUGCAGAAACUUCACUAAUUCCGUACAUUAGGCCAUUUGACAGACUAGUGACCAGUGCAAAAAUCAUCAUUGUGGUGGAAAAAGAAGCUGUCUUUAACGAUGUUCUGCAAGACAAGACCAAAAUAGAAGAAAAGCUCGGUGCAUCUGUGCUUAUAGUAACGGGAAAAGGGUAUCCGUGCACAAACACUCUUCUAUUUCUUAUGCUGGCAGGUGACCUCAGAAUAUUCGGGCUUUUUGACUGUGAUCCGCACGGUCUGAGCAUAUACACUGUGUACAAAUACGGAAGUAGGCACAGGCCGUACCUAAAAGUGCCCAGCAUUCAAAGAAUUGGAGUGUUUUUGCAGGACCUGCCAUCACUAGCAGAUCUGGCGAGCAUUCAGCAGAAAAAAGAGUACAGCAUGAUAAGAAAUCUGUCUGUGCAACACAAAGAGAUGGAAGAAGAGAUCAGGACCAUGAUGAGAACAGGAAAAAAGGCAUCAAUAGAGGACAUUGCGCAGAUAAAAACGAUAAAAGCAUACGUAGUAGACCAGAUCUUCUCGGAAUAUCCUUCAUUAAACUGGUGA